GUGUGACGUACCCGAACCUUGCGCAAUAUCCGGCUUAUAGCCCGUCUAUAGCCCAUAUUCAAUAUGGCGUCGGCCACUGAGGGUGCUGGGUUGUCGGUUGACGAAGAAUCACCAGUUUCACAGAAAAGAGAGGAGAGGCUGAGGAAGUUCCGCGAGCUUCACUUCAAAAGGAAUGAAGCUCGCAAGCUGAACCACCAGGAGGUGGUGGAGGAGGACAAGCGCAUGAAACUCCCAGCUAACUGGGAGGCCAAGAAAGCCAGACUGGAGUGGGAGCUGCAGGUGGAUGAGAAGAAGAAGGAUUGCGUGGCCCGUGGUGAAGACUAUGACAGGGUGAAGUUGCUGGAGAUCAGCGCGGAGGACGCAGAGCGAUGGGAGCGGAAGAAGAAGAGGAGGAACCCGGACCCUGGCUUCUCGGGCUAUGCGGAGGCCCAGUUACGGCAGUACCAGCGGCUCACCAGGCAGAUUCAGCCCGACAUGGAGAACUACGCGCGUCAGCGGGAGGAGUGUGGGGAGGAUUUCCACCCCACCUCCAACAGCCUGAUUCAUGGGACCCACGUUCCCACCAAGGAGGGCAUCGACCGCAUGGUGGAGGAUGUAGAGAAACAGAUUGCAAAAAGGUCGAAGUACAGCCGGCGCCGGGCCUAUAACGACGAUGCGGAUAUCGACUACAUCAACGAGAGGAAUGCCAAGUUCAACAAGAAGGCGGAGCGCUUCUACGGGAAGUACACGGCUGAGAUAAAGCAGAACUUGGAGCGCGGCACAGCUGUCUGAUGCCCCCAAUCCCCAGUCUGCUCUGUGUUCCUGCCUCGCUGCCUUUCUGCUCGUGCCCCCAGACCUCCGAACGGGAACUUUUAAAAAUGCUUUCUGUCCUUUUGUUUGUGCGAAAGAGAGGAUCUCGGAUGCAAUAGCAUUCCUGUGGUUCUGUUGCUUAAUAAAAUGUUGGAAUGUU
Molecule: messenger RNA, 949 nt
Organism: Paramormyrops kingsleyae
Lineage: Eukaryota; Metazoa; Chordata; Actinopteri; Osteoglossiformes; Mormyridae
Gene: syf2
Product: SYF2 pre-mRNA-splicing factor
Cellular component (GO): Prp19 complex; catalytic step 2 spliceosome; post-mRNA release spliceosomal complex
Source: RefSeq, a predicted model, not a curated record